Messenger RNA from Toxoplasma gondii ME49, 3345 nucleotides. RefSeq names its product transporter, major facilitator family protein. Gene Ontology annotation, biological process: transmembrane transport. The record is from RefSeq and is a predicted model, not a curated record. NCBI's taxonomy places the organism in Eukaryota, Apicomplexa, Conoidasida, Eucoccidiorida, Sarcocystidae. The coding region runs from base 704 to 2308 and encodes 534 amino acids. The transcript is spliced from 2 exons. Gene Ontology annotation, molecular function: transmembrane transporter activity.
AGUUCCUUCUUUGAAAAUAUGCUCCAGCGUCAUCGUUUACUGCUUUCAGAAUUGCAAAGCACUUUCGAACGAUUUUACAAGGUGUAAAGACGGGUAUUCUCAAGGUGGCGCAGCCAGAGUUCCUAGCAGCUUGCGAACGCACCACCACGUGGAAUUGCUUCCGGGAGAGCUAUCCUGUUGCCUGCUUCCGCUUUGUGGCCAUCUUUAGAUUUUUCAUUUCUUCUCAGCGCUCCAGUCUUUUCAGUAAAGGAGAGCCAAUCUGUGUGCGGCCGCGUCCGAAAAAAUGGUCGUCGAAUUGAUUUCGCAGUACCCUUUCUUGACUGGCUGCACUAGGGAUGACUACCUCGAUAUUGCGGUCUGGAAGUCCGUAGCUCUCAUAUGCUAACUUUCCUCAAAAAGACAUAUUUUUUGUUUGUGCUGUGUUGGCACUAUUGUGUUUCUUAAUUAUUUAGGUGUUUGUUUUUUCGUUACCCAUCAGUGGACGCGCCGGCUUUGCUCGCUGGCGUGGCCGUCUCCCAGCUUCUGCGUUGUCCAAUAACACCGGUGCUGUCUAUUUCUGCGCUCAUUUCGCAAGAAUCGCGGAGAGUUUCAUCUCUUUUGCCCGUAUCUUGUCGUUUUCUUAAGAAUCGAAGAGGCUAUCUUCGCUGCGACUUUAGCCUUUCUCGGUCCGCCCUUGCUGUUGAAUCUCAUUCGUGUUGGCAUUAUGGCGGGUCUGCUUAGCUCGUGCUGCGGUCGCGUGUACGCGUUGCUUCCAGACAGUGCUCAUCCGUCUGCACAGCAGAAGACGCCGUUUGGUGUCAACCGGUAUGUGCUACUGGUCAUCUACAUGAUCUAUGCAUUGCUAACGUCAUCUGUUUAUUUCGGAUGGCGCAGCAUGAGCGCAAUGCUUUUCAAAUCGGGACAGUUUUCGUGGGUAUGCACUGGAGAAAGCGCAGAUACCUCCCCGGAAGAGGGCGAGACCGAUUACCUCUGCGCGCUGCAGGACACCAAAGUGCAGUCGUUGUUCACUAUUGCCAUGGCGUGUCAUUUUACUUGCAGCGCUGUAGCCGGAUAUCUGCUUGAUACUGUUGGGCCUAAGGCUGUCGCUUUGCUGGGCCAGACGUUCAACGCACUGGCAUGGAUUCUCCUUGCCUUCUCUGGACCAAACUUCAGAUCUGUAUAUCCGGCCUUUGUCUUCAUGGGAGCUGGCGCAGACGUCAGUGUUUACCCGACGCUGCUGAUUGUGAAUCUGUUCCCCGGAUCAACUGCCCUAAUCAUGGCUACGCUAGGUGCAUGCAUUUCGCUGAGUUUCUUCGUUCCGCUUGUCUUGCGUACAAUGUGGGAAAGUACCGGCAUUUCAUUCGAAGCGGUGUGCAUCGGAUACGCUGUUGCGGGACCUAUCUUGUGUGCCGUCGUCGCUUUUUUUUUUAUUCCAUUCAAAGCGUUCAAGGGCGUGGACAACUUCUCAGCCUGUGUAGAGGCAGAGAAACUGGCGAAUUCGCCAACGGCCCAGUCGUCCCCGAAGGCGGUAGAUAGUCCCCCGUGUGAUGAAGGUGCAAGCUCCCGAGGCCGUCUCGCUGUGUCACACAACACCGAGCGAACAGCUCCUGAUGAUGAACAGGAAAAAGAUAACACAGAGAGGAUCUCGUUGUCCGAUUUGGCUUGUGACCCGCGUUUUAAGAAGCAGAAAGUUUCUUUCUCGUCGCAGGCAUUCACCUUUUUGUACUUCGGCAUCUGUCUGUACUUCACUGUAUGCGGAUGGGUCAUGGCGUACUACCAAGAAGCUGCCGGUCGCUUUUUGUGCAAUGACGCGGAGUACACGCUUGAAAUUUUGACGCCGCUCUCGACGAUUCCUUGUCUGCUCUUCGGCGUUGUGAUCAACCGCAUCGGCAUCAUGCCCGUCAUUUUAAUGCUGAACACCAUCGGUUUGCUAACAUACGUGUGUGUGGUGGCGGCGGAAAGCGUGGUGGCCCAGUAUUUCUCGGUUAUCUUCUUUUUCAUGUACAUUUCGAUUUUCACAACCCAGAUGUACGUGUUCGUCGAGUCGACGUUUGAUUCAGCGCACUUCGGCAAAUUGAUCGGCGUGGCGAGCCUAAUUGGAGGUCUGUUGUCGUUAAUAAGCAACGUCCUUUACGGGGAUGUCACCGUCGGCAUGCUAAACGGCGACACCCGGCCAGUGGUUAUCGCGCUUCUCGCGGUCAUCAUCCUCAUGUACCCGAUUUUGCUUGCCAUGAGGACAAAAAGGAAUCGGAAGAAGCAGAUGGAACAAGAAGACAUUCGCAGUCGCGUGCUGGAACUCAAAGCAGCACACGCUGCCGAUGCAGCAUGAAAAUAAGUCCCGCACCUGGCGCAUGCGUUGUGGCUCUUCAAUCGGCCUUCUGAGUAGGGUCGUAUUUGUGCAGUUAACAAUAAAAGCCAACUUGUGGGGUUAUUUGAUAUUCGCAUGAGUGAAACGACGAUGCAGAAACAGUUGGACCGGAGCAUAAAAAAGCAAAUGCUCUGUUCUUUAUCCUCCGACGCAGGUCGCUGCUGUCUCGGAAAGAAGACCAUUCAGGUUUUUAUGGAGCACAUUCACAUGGCGAUGCAUUGGGUGCAUGCUUGAAAGGGACCUUUGUACAAUUCGCAGAUCCAGCUAAAUAACCGCCUCAGUUGCCUUAGGCGCGAAAUCACAUAGACAUGCGAGAAGCGUAUGUGCUUCUAUGGCAGUUCGGAGAACGGUUACGGCCAAGUUAAACUGUGAUUAGUAUGUGACGUCGACGUUUCAGUGAAGCAUGACUGAAAAUGAGAUUCAGUUGUUAGUAGUGAAGAGGUAAUAUACAGGAGCGUGGGCCUCUAUAAUAAAUGACUAGAAACGUGGAAUAUUGCGAAUUGACGUUCAAAAGAGUAGGUUUCAAUCGCACAUUUUGACUGAUUCUACGUUGAGAUGAGACUUCACUGCGAUUCUGAGAUAUGAAUCCGUUUAGGAUAAAAUGAGGGCGUUGCUGAUGAUGGUUUAUCGGAUUUCGAUUCGUACGCUUGAAGCCGCCUGUUAGCAAAGUGAACCGGUAAGGCCAAACAACGAGUAAUCGUGCACUUCACUCGUCACAUGCUGGAAAAUGGUGGGAACUGUUUGGUACCGUGCGGAUCCUGUUUCUGGCAGCCUGAAGGCGUAUCGCAGUCAGGAAGAUGUGUACUCGCGCUGGCGAUUGUUUAGUCUCUCAUGGGAAUGGAGGCGAACGCAGCAUGCGUACAAACGUGGUCCAAGCAUCAUGCUUAAGCAGAGGGGCUUGCACUUUCGAAAUCGACGGGGCUGUCUGCCCCCGGAAACCGUUUUUCCUCUCUGAAAAAUGAAACCCCGAAACGAAAUACUGUUCUGGCGUCAGGAUG